This is a messenger RNA of Daucus carota subsp. sativus, 2203 nucleotides long. RefSeq names its product zinc finger protein BALDIBIS. Gene Ontology annotation, cellular component: nucleus. The record is from RefSeq and is a predicted model, not a curated record. Gene Ontology annotation, molecular function: DNA-binding transcription factor activity. Lineage: Eukaryota; Viridiplantae; Streptophyta; Magnoliopsida; Apiales; Apiaceae. The coding region runs from base 340 to 1767 and encodes 475 amino acids. The transcript has 3 exons.
AAAAUUCACAUUUGUAGAUAUCAUAUAAGUUUAGAGAGAGGGAGAUAUUCUCUUUUAGCUACCCUUCAUUCAAUUUUUUUUUUUCCAAACUUUCAAACAAAAGUGAGAAAGAAGAAGAGCUCAGAGAGAGGGGGGGAGAGAGAUUGAGAGAGAGAGAGAUUGCUUAGAGCUCAGUUUGCUUAUUAAGGAAACCUUAGGGUUGUAAUUGCAUCUCAUCAAUGCAUAUUUCCAAAACAUCCUCGUUUCCGGCGGCUUUGUAUUAUUGUAAAUUUACUGCACUCUAGCUAGCUCAAGCUUUUUGUGAAUUAAUUUUGUAAGUUGUUGAGAUUCAGGUCCAGCAUGCUGUCUCCUGAAGAUCUCUCUUCAUCGCUUAGUGGCUUCAUUCAAGAGCCACUUCCAAUUUCAAACCCUAUCCCUAACCCUAUUUCAGGUCCUGCAACCGCUAAGAGGAAGAGAAGCCUUCCCGGCACCCCUGAUCCAGAUGCAGAAGUGAUAGCACUAUCACCAGCAUCAUUGAUGGCCACGAACAGAUUCGUCUGCGAAAUAUGCAACAAGGGUUUCCAGAGGGAUCAGAACUUGCAGCUGCACAGGAGAGGCCACAAUCUGCCGUGGAAGCUGAAACAAAGAAACACCAAAGAGGUAAUCAGGAAGAAAGUGUACCUGUGUCCGGAAAAAACAUGCGUUCAUCACCAUCCCUCGAGAGCCCUCGGAGACCUCACCGGAGUCAAGAAGCAUUACAGCAGGAAACACGGCGAGAAGAAGUGGAAGUGUGACAAGUGUUCCAAGAAAUACGCAGUUCAGUCGGAUUGGAAAGCUCAUAGUAAGAUUUGUGGGACUAGAGAGUACAAAUGUGAUUGUGGCACUCUUUUCUCUAGGAAGGACAGCUUUAUUACACACAGGGCCUUUUGUGAUGCAUUAGCUGAAGAAACAGCUUCAAGAGUUCCUGCACCCAAUACUUUGCAUUUGAGGAAUGAAUUGAUGAUGAAUAUGAACAAUCUUCAAUCGAAUGGAAGCGCGCAAUUUUCAGGUAUGUUUGGAUCAGUGGAUGAUCAAACCGGGCAGCUCAAUCUGGAUGGAAAUAAAUCAAGGUUGCCAUUAUGGUUGGAUCAUAAUCCUAAUGCCUUCUUGGCCUCGAAUUCGGGAGGCUUAGCUCCUGAGUUAGUCCAACAGAUUCCGAACAAUAUGUAUGGAUUAGUACUCAAGGAAGAACAAGACACCGGUGGAAACAUGAGUUCAAUGUAUUACGCCAACAAUAUCAAUACCACUCCAACUCAUCAUCAUCAAGAAGCAAGCCAGUCUCACAUGUCGGCUACUGCAUUGCUACAAAAAGCCGCGACAAUGGGAUCUACAAGGAGCAAUUCCCCGGGGAUGCUGGCGAAUUCAUUUGGCCUAAUGAACUCAACAAUGUCAAGCAAUGCACACAAUUUCAGUUCUCUCAAUCAAGGAGCCAUAAUGCUGAUGGGUGAUCAUCACAAUAAUGCGGCAAGGGCCUCGGACCGGUUUAUGAUGAUGAUGGGAGAAAAACAAAUCCACGAAAAUUCGAUGAAUUAUAAUCAGUUGGGAGGAGGGCUGACCAGAGAUUUUCUCGGCGUGGGAGAAAAUAAUAGUAACCAAAAUAUUUUCAACAGUGGCUCAAAUAUUAAUAACAGUGAAUUAGAAAGUGGGAGGCUAUUCUUGCAACAAGAGCUACAAGCUAAGUUUGGUUCAAUGAGUUCCACAAUGGACCUAGCAGAGCAGUACAGUUGUACCACAACUGGAACUCACUGAAUUAUUUGCAGCUAGCUAGCUAGCUAGAGCUGAGCUAUCAUGUUUUUGAAUGCAAGAUACAUGAUUACAUACACGUACUUGAAUGUGUUUGUGUGUGUAAAUUUUGUGCUUGUGAAUUGUCAGGAAAUUUUGGGCCCACUUGAAACUGGAUAUGCUGGAAAGAAAGGAUAUGAAGCGACAAGGCAAUCACAAGGGCUGGGAAAAGUAGAGGUGAUUGCAUUCUGCUACUGUCUCUGAAGCUGCUUUAAUUAGCAAAUCUGUAGAAAGACAUAUAAUUUGUUUUUAUUUUUACAUUCUUCUUUUCAAGUUUUGCAUCAUUCAUUAGCAAGCAACUAAGCAAGUACUGUUAUUAGCUCUUUAAUAUGGGAUUUGUCUGAGUACAAAACAAACACUUGACAUUGUUAUUACCAGCUGAGUUACAUUUAUUUUGGUACAA